AUGGCCAGGUGGAGCGUGUGCCGCAGCAUUGUGACGGCGCCUGUGUCCUGGAUGGGCGAGCUAACAGCGUCAGGUGUGCGCUGCAGCAGCAGCAGUAUGCCGGUGGUCAGACAGGCGUACUCAGAGAGCAGCAGCAUCGUCAGGCCUUUCAGUGAGAUUCCUGGAUUGUGGAAGAAUGGCGUGGCCAACUUGUAUAAUUUCUGGAAACUGGAUGGCUUCAGAAACAUUCACCGCAUCAUGUUGCAGAACUUCAACACUUUUGGACCCAUUUACAGAGAAAAAGUAGGUUAUUAUGAAAGCGUGAAUAUCAUCAAUCCUGAAGAUGCUGCAAUCCUCUUCAAAGCGGAGGGCCACUAUCCUAAAAGGCUGAGAGUGGAAGCCUGGACAUCAUACAGAGACUACAGGAAUCGCAAAUAUGGAGUGUUAUUAAAGGAUGGAGAGGACUGGAGGUCAAACCGUGUGAUUCUCAACAAGGAGGUGAUCUCCCCGAAGGUGCAGGAAAACUUUGUGCCUUUGCUGGAUGAAGUGGGCCAGGAUUUUGUGACCAGAGUUCACAAGAAAAUAAAGCGCAGCGGUCAGAAUAAAUGGACCACUGACCUCUCUCAAGAACUCUUCAAAUACGCUCUAGAGUCGGUAAGCUCAGUGCUAUACGGUGAGCGUCUGGGUUUGAUGCUGGACUACAUUGACCCCGAGGCUCAACAUUUCAUUGACUGCAUCACCCUCAUGUUCAAGACUACCUCGCCCAUGCUGUACAUACCUCCUGCUCUGCUGAGGCAGAUUGGAGCCAAAGUGUGGCGGGACCAUGUGGAGGCAUGGGAUGGGAUUUUCAACCAAGCGGACUGCUGCAUCCAGAACAUCUACAGGCAGUUACGUCAGGAAGCUGGCACACCAAAGAAAUACCCAGGAGUCCUGGCUAGCCUGCUCAUGCUGGACAAGCUGUCCAUUGAAGACAUCAAGGCCAGCAUCACAGAGCUGAUGGCUGGAGGAGUAGAUACGACGUCUAUAACGCUGCUGUGGACGUUGUAUGAACUCGCUCGGCACCCCGGCCUCCAGGAGGAGCUGAGGGCGGAGGUGGCUGCAGCUCGGGCUGAGAGCCAGGGGGACAUGAUGGAGAUGCUGAGGCGGAUUCCACUGGUCAAAGGAGCUUUGAAGGAAACACUGAGGUUACACCCAGUUGCAGUGAGUUUGCAAAGAUACAUAGCAGAGGAUAUCAUUAUCCAAAACUACCACAUCCCAGCUGGGACUCUGGUCCAGCUGGGACUGUAUGCAAUGGGAAGAGACCCCAAAGUGUUUUUCCGUCCGGAGCAGUAUCAACCGUCCCGCUGGCUGAGGACGGAGACGCACUACUUCCGGAGCCUGGGCUUCGGCUUCGGCCCCCGUCAGUGUUUAGGACGCAGAAUAGCUGAGACAGAGAUGCAAAUCUUCCUCAUCCAUAUGCUUGAGAACUUCAGAGUGGAGAAACAGCGCCACGUGGACGUGCAGAGUACCUUUGAGCUCAUUCUCCUACCAGAGAAGCCUAUAAUUUUGACUUUGAAGCCUCUACAUGCUAGUCGAUAA
Plectropomus leopardus (leopard coralgrouper) is the source of this 1557-nucleotide messenger RNA. RefSeq names its product cholesterol side-chain cleavage enzyme, mitochondrial. The record is from RefSeq and is a predicted model, not a curated record. NCBI's taxonomy places the organism in Eukaryota, Metazoa, Chordata, Actinopteri, Perciformes, Serranidae. Gene Ontology annotation, molecular function: oxidoreductase activity, acting on paired donors, with incorporation or reduction of molecular oxygen; iron ion binding; monooxygenase activity. Gene Ontology annotation, biological process: cellular response to peptide hormone stimulus; C21-steroid hormone biosynthetic process; glucocorticoid biosynthetic process. Gene Ontology annotation, cellular component: mitochondrial inner membrane.